This is a messenger RNA of Protopolystoma xenopodis, 411 nucleotides long. The record is from the annotation of a GenBank genome assembly. NCBI's taxonomy places the organism in Eukaryota, Metazoa, Platyhelminthes, Monogenea, Polystomatidea, Polystomatidae.
AUGACCGGACACACGCACAACGACGGAGGGACGGACGGAUGGACGGGUGAAUGUGUGAUUCCAGAUACGGACAGACAAACGAGUAGACAUGGAGACCGACCAGCAAGUCGUGGUUCCUACAUCCGAAGCAUGACAGAAUUGUCUCCGACAGAUUACGUGAAUCCACAGCCCAGUGCAAGUGUGCGCACUGUCCGAGGGCGUGUUGUGCCAGUUUUAGGGGACACAACUCGACACUGGCAAGUCACCGCUGCCCAGUCGAGGCCAUCUGCCUCGUGGAGUUCGGCCGAACCCGGCGGAUUCACACAAACUCACUCCAGCUCGGAUUUCCUUUUACACACACACACACACAUCUACCCCUUCGAGCAUCCUCCGAAACCCAAUCAACGGCUCGAUCGAUGGCCGAGAUUGUAG